Molecule: messenger RNA, 2608 nt
Organism: Oldenlandia corymbosa var. corymbosa
Lineage: Eukaryota; Viridiplantae; Streptophyta; Magnoliopsida; Gentianales; Rubiaceae
Source: the annotation of a GenBank genome assembly
AGAAACGUUAUUUCGGUGACACCGAGGGUGAUUCUAUUUCUCAUUCCUAGACAGCUCCCCUUCUAAUUUCCACAGUCCCCCGCAGCCCUUACCGUGCCCUAUCUCUCCCCCCGGUGGCCGUUCCACCUUCACCGCCGUUCACAGCUCCACUCUACGACAACAAGGAACGACUUACGGCGCCGAGCUGCUCGUAGAAACCCCCAAAUGUAAAAUUUCUUAAUGCUAUUCUGGUUUUUGUUUUUGGGAUUUGGGAAUGGGCAUGUGCAUGUCAUCUUGUGUGGUUCUCAAUUUUUCAUGACUUUGGUUCUUGAAACUUUUUUGUUGGAUUGGUUGACGGUGUUCUCUAUUUUGGUAGGGUAAAUAACAAUCUUUAGUUUGCUUAGAAAAACUAUCUGAUCAAUUAUGUGUAACUUCUUUUAUUUAUUUUUUUUUUAAAAAAAUAAUCUGGGCUUAUGAUAAAAUUUUAAUGCAUUUACUUUGGUCUUUGUGAAACUUUAUUGCAUGAUUACAAAGUGAGGGUUUCUGUUGGGGGUUCACCUUGUGUUUGUAUUUUCACUCUUGAUUGUAUUGGUGAGAUUCUGUAGGAUGAUUAAGACCGCGGCUUACAUUAUGGAUCUAUAUAUGCUAACUCCCAGUUAAGUAACUGAAUUUGGAAAGAUUCCAUCUUAUGGCUUGUUUAGUUUCAAAUUGUUGCUAGUUGGAUUUUUUUAGGUAAUUCAUGUAGAGCAUAAAGAUGUUGUAUGAGGAACUCUUGAAUUCCCUUCUCAACGCUGGUAGUGUACUUGUACUUCGUUGUCUUGUGACAAUGCGUUAUGAAGAAUUGGGGAGUUUCCUUCUCUCAGUACCCAGUGUGUUUUUUCUUUUAUACUCCAUCUUUUGGGUUCUAUUUGUGGAGCAGGGGAGCUUGCUUGGGCUUAUGAGUAUGAUCUUAAUUCAUCUACUCAGAUGCAUAAAUGUGUUUACUAUCAUUACGAGGAUUCUUUAGCAUUCAUCUUUCUAGUUUUAGUAUGAUCAGCAACUGCUUAGGGUUGGUCUUGAUCAACUUCUUUCCUUUUGUAUAGUGAGCAUGUUAGAUCAUUUGCAUCUUCUGCGUUGUAGUUGGGGGGUAUUGAAAGAAAUUCUAAUUUAAUGCCACCAGAAAGAUUUUAUUUUAAAAAGGACAAAGUUCUGAAUCUAAGCUUCCAAAAAGUUUUCUGCUCUGUCCAUUUUUACUCUGUACUGUUGGUUUAUGCAAGGUGAAUGAAUCUUUGCGUGGAUGGAGUUGUAGUAUGAAUGAAUCACCUGGAUGGUGUCUCUUCUAUGUGCUAUGCAAAGCAAUUUUUGCUACUCCACAUGCCACCAAAAUGAGUUCUGGACCUUCUUUGGUUGUUCAAAAGGUAGGUAUGGUAUGUCAAGAAACUUGUACGUGACUAGACGUACAAUCUGAUGCAAUGCCAGAAACUUUUGAGGAACAUUGCCAAUCUAUAAACAAAAUGUCUGUGGCUGAUCAGUUUGGUUUCUUAUCACGUGAGAUUGUAGACUUGUUUGCUCAAAAUGAAGGUGCUCUUGCUUUUUGCUCUGAAACGUUGGAUUAUGUUGGGAAGGAAUCUGGGGUUCCCAAGAAAAACCAACUAAUCGACAUUCGUUUGAAGAGCUAUGAUCUGAGACGUGAUUCUGGAACUGUUGACCCUGUUCCCUUGUUUGCUGAACCUAUGGGAUUUCAGCUGUCAGACCUUGAAAAGGAAAGGUUGACUGCGCUCGUUCGCCGAGGCCUUUUUAGUGUUUCAGCUGAAGUUGAUUCUAUUGUAAAAGCUGUUAUUGGUAUCUGUCGACUCCAAUCGAUCCGUAGAAAUGAAGAAAGCUUGUCAAAGCACCAUGAAGCUCCAAAGGAUGCUAACACAGGGCAUGAUGCUCUGAACUGGCAAAAAUCAUUGCCUUCUGCUGAGAUGGAUGGUGACAUAAGAUUCAUUCUGAAUAGCGAAAGUUCAAAGGUUGAGCAAUUGGUGCAGAAACACUCAGCCCAACUUUUGGACAGGGUUGAACAAAUGAAGCAGAAACUUGAAGAAUUUACCGAUCUUCUGCUGUCUAAAUUCAGGCCGAUGACCCUGACUGAGAAGCAGAAGGUUCAAAAACUGAUCCAGAAUUUACCUCCCAAGAACCUGGACCGCAUAGUGGAGAUAAUCGUACGCGAUAAACCAUGCACUGAGGAGAUACAUGUCGAUUUAGAAGAGCAGAGCAAUGUUACUCUAUGGCGAUUGUAUUUCUUUGUUGUGGCUGUCGAAAGUGCUAGGAAGCUCUGCAAGGUUGCAUGAUGCCGGGAAUGAUUACAGAACGGCUGAAGAGAUGACAUGCAGUUGCAGAUAAGGGUGUGGGUGCAUUUAUACUGUCUAUACUUGCAGGUUUUUGGGCUUUGUUGAGGUUUUCAACUUUUCAGAUUUCUCAGCUAAUUGUAUAUCCUCAAGAUGCAUAGUUUGCAUAGGGACAAAUGAAAGGAAACCCUUUUUUGUUUUAAACGAGAAUGACUUGAAAGGACUUUUUUCAUCAAACCCCAGUGAUAUCUUAAUGUAAUGAUUAUUGAUGACUGUUGCAACACAAAAGUGCAAUUCAAUUGUGAUUAAUUAUACCCUCU